Lottia gigantea (owl limpet) is the source of this 843-nucleotide messenger RNA. RefSeq lists its product as hypothetical. Lineage: Eukaryota; Metazoa; Mollusca; Gastropoda; Lottiidae. The record is from RefSeq and is a predicted model, not a curated record. The transcript is spliced from 8 exons. Gene Ontology annotation, cellular component: plasma membrane. Gene Ontology annotation, molecular function: carbonate dehydratase activity; zinc ion binding. Bases 1 to 843 code for a protein of 280 amino acids.
AUGGGUUUCAAAUGGCACAUCUUUCUCUUGAUGGUGAUUUGCUACUGCCAGAUCGCAGAAUGGGGCUACGAAAAUAACGGUGCCUAUAAGUGGCCUAUAAUGUAUCCAACAUGUGGCGACAAUCUACAGUCUCCAGUCAACAUCAAUAUAUUUCUAGCACCAACAUCCCCGAGACUGGGUCGUCUUCGAUUUACUGGUUACAAUACACCGGCAUGGUUAACUGUAAAGAAUGAUGGGCAUACAGCUCUGGUGGAAGUGAAGAGCAAUGCCUAUAUAGAAGGCGGUGGGUUGCAUGGCCGAUACAAACUGACUCAGUUUCAUUUUCAUUGGGGAUCGGAUAAUACCCGCGGGUCUGAGCAUACCAUAAAUGGAGUCCCGGCACGUAUGGAGGUUCAUUUGGUACAUUAUAAAGAAUCAUUGGGAAGUUUCCAGAGUGCUCAAAAUUUUCCAGGUGGUUUGACAGUUCUUGGCAUCUUAUAUAGUGGCAGUAUGACUAAUAAUGGAGCCUAUAACGACCUGGUCAACAAAUUAUCUCUUGUUCUCCCACCAGGAUCAACACCAGUUGCCUUGCAGCCUCAAGCGUUAUUGAGUCUUUUCCCACCAUUAGUUGGUAACUACUUCCGGUAUACCGGUAGCUUAACAACGCCACCAUGUUCCCAAUCUGUUAUCUGGACAGUAUUUCAGAAAACAAUACCCAUAGCUAAUCGACAGUUACAGAGUUUCAGACAACUGUUUUCUUCGGAGAAAAAUGUAAUGUUUCCUGUUCGUUUACAGAACAAUUACAGACCAACUCAACCCCUGAAUCGCAGAAUUGUGGAAUCUAGCUCCUUUUUAGUCUUUUAG